This is a messenger RNA of Cylindrotheca closterium, 1068 nucleotides long. NCBI's taxonomy places the organism in Eukaryota, Bacillariophyta, Bacillariophyceae, Bacillariales, Bacillariaceae. The record is from the annotation of a GenBank genome assembly.
AUGACACUACUAGUACUGCCAAGACAUCGUUCGGCCAUUUUCUGUAGUUUUCUAUUCGUUUUGUCUUCCUUAUCAAGUGCCGUGACUGCAUUAUCCCUUCCAUCGACAUUCUUGGUGGAGGCUGCUCCUUGUUGUUUGGAUCGUCGCACCGCCAUUUUGGAAUCCUCCUCUUCCCUACUAGCAGCAACAGCACUACUGGCAUUAGACGAUCCAACGACGUCUACAGAAUCCAGUAAUAAUAAUAAUUUUAAUAAGCUUCCUCUUGAAGUCGUCAACGAUCCUGACUCCUACUCGGCUCUAGCCUAUGGUGGUGGUUCUACCAAUGAUGAUGAUGCCAAGAUGAGGAAUGGUGCAGCUAACAAUAAUAACAAUAAGAGACCACCACCACCAUUGAUCUUGGUCCUGCAUGGUGCCGGCAAGAACGAUUUGGAUAUUUUGUCAGAUUUGGGAGACCCUCGAGGGGAACAUGCGGGCCUCAUUCCCAGUUUGAUUGCAUCCGGACAAGCUCCAUCGAUGCUACUGAAUAAUUUCGCAAUCUUGGCUCCUUAUUCGCAAGGAAAGGUCAGCUUGUAUCAAGACUCUCGAUCCAAAGUCUUGCAAUUUGUGGAUUGGGCCAUUCAGAAUCAAGGUACUAGCAAAUGUCCCAUUAGGUUUGAUCCCAAACGCAUUAUACUCUUUGGAUUUUCCGAUGGUGCCACGGUGGCUGUGGAACUCCUGACCACAUCUCGGUUUGCAGGUGGAGUCAUUUGCAGUUAUGGGUACAAUGGCCCAUCCUUGCCCAGCCGGGCACUGGAACGAUUGACGAACAAACCCCUAUGGGUCUUUCAUUCGGCGGACGAUGUCAUUUUUGAUGUGACCAAUAGUGAUCGAUUGGUGGAACAACUGCGUGCUGUCAAUAAUCAUUCAAGAGGCAGCGAUAGUACUACUGCUAGCAUCAUCAAGUACUCCCGAUAUGAUAGGGACCCCGAAAACUUGCCUCCUCGAGUGCGAGGUCACAGCAUGGGAAUCACUGCAUCCAAGCAGGUUGAAGUAUACGAUUGGAUGCUACAGUUGCCACCCAUUGCCUAA